AUGAUGAGUUCCGGCGAUGAGGAUGCCGAGUUAGAUGAUGAGGAUGAUGAAUUAAAUCGUGAGGAUGAUGAGUUAGAUCGUGAGGAUGAUGAGUUAGAUCGUGAGGAUGAUGAAUUAGAUCGUGAGGAUGAUGAGUUAGAUCGUGAGGAUGAUGAGUUGAAUCAUGAAGGUGAUGAGUUAGAUCAUGAGGAUGAAUUAAACAAUGAGAAUGACGAGUUCGACGAUGAGAAUGGUGAGUUAGAUCAUGAGGAUGAGCUAGACGAUGAGGUUGAUGAGUUAGAUGUCAAACUCAUGGGCCCCGGGAUGGUCACAAGUGGGAUGACAAGAAUCGUCAGCCUGAAAAAUUAUGGUCUCUAG
Penaeus vannamei (Pacific white shrimp) is the source of this 357-nucleotide messenger RNA. The record is from RefSeq and is a predicted model, not a curated record. NCBI's taxonomy places the organism in Eukaryota, Metazoa, Arthropoda, Malacostraca, Decapoda, Penaeidae.